AUGUGGCUCGAAAAUCUUUCUGUCAGCGUCGAUAUACCUGCCGAGAGGCGAGGAAAGUGCAUCAACGUCGAGGACGAGGUGCCUCCCACCUGGGCAGAAGGUGCACGUCCCGAUCAUGUCUAUAUACCUCCAGCUACCUCCUGCAUCUUCUUCCCAGGUAAAGACUGCCAGAGCUGGACUGUGGUGCAGACAGAUAUUCCUUCGCACCCGGGCGAGAGAACUCUGGAGUUUAGGAAUACCUAUGAUCACAAGAGCUUCAAGUGCGCAUAUUGA
Messenger RNA from Lithohypha guttulata, 273 nucleotides. RefSeq lists its product as uncharacterized. The transcript is spliced from 2 exons. The record is from RefSeq and is a predicted model, not a curated record. NCBI's taxonomy places the organism in Eukaryota, Fungi, Ascomycota, Eurotiomycetes, Chaetothyriales, Trichomeriaceae. Bases 1 to 273 code for a protein of 90 amino acids.